This is a messenger RNA of Nerophis ophidion (straightnose pipefish), 4114 nucleotides long. RefSeq names its product inositol 1,4,5-trisphosphate receptor-interacting protein. The record is from RefSeq and is a predicted model, not a curated record. Bases 173 to 1834 code for a protein of 553 amino acids. NCBI's taxonomy places the organism in Eukaryota, Metazoa, Chordata, Actinopteri, Syngnathiformes, Syngnathidae. The transcript has 2 exons. Gene Ontology annotation, cellular component: membrane.
GGUGCACAGGAAAUAAGUCAUUAACCAAAAACAAGUCACAUUAAAAUAGGAAGUGACUGCAGAGGCCGUGACGGUUUCAGGUUAGUCUCUCGUUUCCGCCUUCAAAACCAUCCACAGAUGACUGAAAAAGUCCAAAAAAAGAGGUUUAUGCCUUUUGAUCCAUUCACAGACCAUGCAAGGGAAUCUUCUGCGAGUGUUUGUCUUUGGCCUUAUUGUGUAUCCCAGGGACGAGCCUGCGACUGAGGAGCAGGGCGAUGUCGUCUUCGAACAGUGUGAUGAGAGGACAUUCAAGGACUUGCAGACAAUGGACAAUGAAAUUAGACCUGGGAAUGAGAAGACCAUGAGUACUGAUGCCGGGCGGUCUUGGGAUAUUUCUGCACCUCUUCUUCUGGACCAAAAUGUUUCAGGACAAGAUGGAACUGACAGUCAGGAGGACUAUAUGCCAAACACUGACAUGCAUUGUGAACGUGCAGAAUCAAAGGGGAAAAUAAUCAUUCAGUCACACACGUCAGAAGAAGUAGGUUCAAAGAUGGUCAUUGCUGAUUGGGAAGGGGAUUAUCUCUGGGGCAUAUUGAAUUUAUUCUCCUUCAUUUCGGUCAUAAGCUUUUUUAGGAAAUAUUUGCGGAAUGGAUCCAAGACGGCACGAGAAAAAAACAUGUUCUCUGCUGCUGAAGUUCUUCUUCCAGACAGCGGCGCUCUUCACAAACUUCACUCUAAAAGUCUUCGGCUUGCAUCCCGGAAUAAAUGGAGGGAGGAGGAAUUCCUGGAAGGGUUUUUGGACGACCUGCUGAAAUCCAUGAGGGCUGCUUGCGAUACAGACGCCAGUCUUGUAAUUGGAGACUUUCAGAUAGUGGACGUCUGUGACGUCAUCGUCCCUUUGACUCUUCCUCAUCCUUUCACCUUUGAUUGUGUGCUCUGCAGAAAGCAGGCAACAGACUUUCACCUCUGCGGGCGGAUACAACUAGUGGAAAAGAACGUCCGAAAUGGCUGCCUCUGCCAGUCCCCGGAUGCAGAGGACAUGGUUUGCUUAUUGCAUGGUGAGAAUAAGGAGUCCAAGGCGAAAGCCUGCACAGAAGCUUUCAGUAGUCAUUUUUGUGUAAGAAACAGCUCAUUCUUGUCAAAGUCUCGGGUGAGCAGAUGGUUUCGUAGCAUCACAGGUGAGGCUUGGGCAGAGAUUUCUCAUAAAUACAAGUUUGACUUAAUUACUCAUGCUCCAGGUUCGCUUGUAGUGCGCUUUCAAUCAGGCAAGAAGCUUAGAUUCAACCUGAGACCUGUGUUCAAGCUGGACUCGGAGUCUUACCUCUACAUCCUCCCGUCUUCAAGCACAGUGGAUGCAACCUGGACUGUGUCACUGCGCAUCUACGAGGAUCAACUCUUACGACACGUUUCUCUACAUCUCCCGGAGAACUCCUGCCACUUUCAAACUUUAGAAGCCGUUUGUUUCCUCGUCAGGGGACAGGAAACGUUGUCGGGCAGCAGCGCUUUGACAGCCUGGCAUUGCAAACUUGCUUUAACGCGUCUGCUUUGCGCCACCAAGCCUGAGCAGUGGAAGUCGGAGUUUGUGGCCGACAGGCUUCGGGACUUACUGGUUUUCCUAGAGAGAAGUCUGCGGGAGAAAUUUCUUUGCCAUGUUCUUAUUGGGAACCCUUUGGCCCAAAAUGCCAUCGCUCUCCCUGACCAGCUUACGUUUGCUAAGCCUGUGAAUCUCUUCCAUCCACUUAUGGUGAACGAAUGUAUUUACAGGAAUGCACUUACUUUUUUCCAAGAGAUGCUGAGAAACGCAAAAAUGCAAAUACUUGAUUAUGUAGGAAACUUCGAUGAUUCUUCCACUUGAUAGGGCUGAGCGAUACUGGAGAAUUUUGGUACCGAUCUACAAACCCCGUUUCCAUAUGAGUUGGGAAAUUGUGUUAGAUGUAAAUGUAAAGGGAAUACAAUGAUUUGCAAAUCAUUUUCAACCAGUAUUCAAUUGAAUGUGCUACAAAGAAAACAUAUUUGAUGUUCAAACUGAUAAACAUUUUUUUUUUGCAAAUAAUCAUUAACUUUAGAAUUUGAUAACAGCAACACGUGACAAAGAAGUUGGGAAAGGUGGCAAUAAAUACUGAUAAAGUUGAGGAAUGCUCAUCAAACACUUAUAUGGAACAUCCCACAGGUGUGCAGGCUAAUUGGGAAGAGGUGGGUCUUUGAUGGUAUGGAGGUGUAUUAGUGUCCAAGGCAUGGGCAACUUACACAUCUGUGAAGGCACCAUUAAUGCUGAAUGGUCCAUACAGGUUUUGGAGCAACAUAUGUUGUCAUCCAAGCAACAUUAUCAUGGACGCCCCUGCUUAUUUCAGCAAGACAAGUGUUAUAACAGCGUGGCUUCGUAAAAAAAAGAGUGCGGGUACUUUCCUGGCCCGCCUGCAGUCCAGACCUGUCUCCCAUCAAAAAUGUGUGGCGCAUUAUGAAGCGUAAAAUACGACAGCGGAGACCCCGGACUGUUGAACGACUGAAGCUCUACAUAAAACAAGAACUGAGAAAGAACUCCACUUUCAAAGAUUCAACAAUUAGUUUCCUCAGUUCCCAAACGUUUACUGAGUGCUGUUAAAAGAAAAGGUGAUGUAACACAGUGGUGAACAUGCCCUUUCCCAACUACUUUGGCACAUGUUGCAGCCAUGAAAUUGUAAGUUAAUUAUUAUUUGCAAAAAAAUAAUAAAGUUUAUGAGUUUGAACAUCAAAUAUGUUGUCUUUGUAGUGCAUUCAAUUGAAUAUGGGUUAAAAAGGUUUUGCAAAUCAUUGUAUUCCGUUUAUAUUUACAUCUAACACAAUUUCCCAACUCAUAUGGAAAGGGGGUUUGUAAUACCAAGUAAAUACAGGGCUGGUAUUGCUGAUACCGAUACUUUUGACUUGAAAUGACAUGUUUAGGGAUGUUUUCAAUUAAAGAUUUUCAUUGUCAAAUCAGAUUUUUCCCAUAGUCGACGACCAGUCGAAGCCACAGCAGUUUUUUUAAAGAGAAAAUAAGUAAUAUGUAGUAGUGUACAGUAGGGUUGUACGGUAUACUAGCAUUAGUAUAGUACUGCGAUAAUAAUGAAUCAUAUUCGGUACUAUACCGCCUCUGAAAAGUACCGACCCCCCAAGACCCCUGCGACCCCGUCGUCGUCACGUUGGGUCAUUGCUAGUUUACAGGCAGACGAGCAUGUUUGGCAGUGCACAAUCACAGAGUACUUACAAGCAGACACAGUGUGUAGACAAAAAAGGGGGAACGGACGCAUUUUUGGCUUAAAAACUAACGAUAAAGGUGAAGUUAUAACAUUGAAACACCCUCAGGUUAGAGGUGCUUUAAGACAUGGCUAGCUAGCUACCAGCUAAAGUCCAACCAUAGUCUGAAGUGUUUUAGCUACUUCUAAAUCACUAAUCCUCCCCUCCAUGGCGACAAAUAAAGUAAGUUUCUUACAUGUAUCAUCCCUGCAGGACGAGGAAUAGCUAAACAUGCUUCACUACACACCGUAGCUCACCGGCGUCAAAAUGUAACCAAACGCCAUUGGUGGAUCUACACCUGACAUCCACUGUAAUGAUACCAAGUACAAGAGUGUAUCUAGUCGAUACUACUUUGAUUACGUCUAUUUUUUGACAGCACUUCUUUAGUUGUUUUUUAAUGCAGAUUAUGAUUAUAAACUCAGGAAAUAUGUCCCUGGACACAUGACGACUUUCAAUAUGACCAAUGUAUGAUCCUGUAACGACUUGAUAUCGGGUUGAUACCCAAAUUUGUGGUAUCAUCCAAAACUAAUGUAAAGUAUCAAACAACAGAAGAAUAAGUGAUUAUUACAUUUAAACAGAAGUGUAGAUAAAACAUGAUAGAAGAGAAAGGAAGCAGAUAUUAACAGUAAAUGAACAAGUCCACUAAGAUAUAAUUUUCUACAACUGGUCCUUAAUAAUUUUGACAAAAUAAUAGAAUGAUAAAUGACACAAUAUGUUACUGCAUAUGUCAGCAGACUAAAUUAGGAGCCUUCGUUUGUUUACUUACUACUAAAAGACAAGUUGUCUAGUAUGUUCACUAUUUUAUUUAAGGACAAACUUGCAAUAAGAAACAUAUGUUUAAUGUACCGUAAGAUUUUCUGUUUGAAUAAAGCCAACAAUUACA